AAAGACUUCGUACUGACAUUGUACUAGCUCAAGACAUUAUGUUGGAAAUAAAGAAAUUGUGUGUCUUUUAUGUUUGUUUCAUAUAUUACAAUACUUUGGGAAAACUUCAAAAUGAUAAAUCCAAACGAAUAAUGUUACAUAGCGAUGAAGAUAUAGCGGCGGAAGUUCUGGCUUUGAAAAAUCAGGUUAACGCCCAGGCCUCCAAAAUAAGUAACCUGGAACUGCAGCUAAUGCAAGAACAGUCUAAAGCAGACGUAACUUCAUCUUAUAUUCGUUGGGGUCGGACAGUCUGUCCCGGAAAUGGUUCCACGGAGUUGUAUAAAGGUUUUAUGAGCGGGACUUUCUUGCCAAGUCAUCUUCAAAUCGGAAAAGGAGCGGGUGCCAACUUCCUUUGCCUUCCGGAUACUCCCCUUUGGGAUCACUAUACCAAUACCAAGAACAACGACAUCUUAGUGACAGGCGUGGAGUACAAUUUCAACCCACACCUAAGCUCUGCUGAACAGAUUAAGUUCUUUGGAACAUCUGUUGGUAGAAGUGAAGCUCCAUGUGCCGCUUGCCAAAUAUCUCGUGGUUCAAACAUCAUGAUUCCCGGAAGGAACGAAUGCUUCGCCGGCUGGACGAAAGAAUACAGUGGUUACCUUGUGGCCGGUUACCCGGGGUAUGCAGAUUCUUCUGAAUACGUAUGCUUAGACAGAAGACCGGAAGUUGUUUUUCAUAGCGGAGAUGCUAAAGCAGAAAACAAUUUAUACUUCGUAGAAAGUCAUUGCGGUGGUACGCUAGCUUGUCCUCCAUACGUUGAUGGUCGAGAACUCUCCUGCGUUGUUUGUUCUAUGUAAGGUCGUAUCUGUUUACCUGCAGUAGCUUGAAAUAUGAAUGAAAUAUUUUCAUUUUGAUUUGUGAUCGUAAUGAAUAUCAAUGCAUAGUUAAUGGUCGUUUGUAAUGUUUUGUUUCUAGGGAAAACAAAUGAGUUUCCGUAUACAUACAAAGGACACGCCUGUUUCCCUGAGCAAAUGUAGUUACUGUAGAGAGGUUACUUUUAACUAGAAAUAUGUCAGAUCGAUUACUCUUGUUCCUUUAUUUCCAUAGAACCAUAUCAAU
Molecule: messenger RNA, 1098 nt
Organism: Mercenaria mercenaria
Lineage: Eukaryota; Metazoa; Mollusca; Bivalvia; Venerida; Veneridae
Product: short-chain collagen C4-like
Exons: 3
Coding region: 39-836 (265 amino acids)
Source: RefSeq, a predicted model, not a curated record